Molecule: messenger RNA, 552 nt
Organism: Schistocerca nitens (vagrant locust)
Lineage: Eukaryota; Metazoa; Arthropoda; Insecta; Orthoptera; Acrididae
Exons: 2
Coding region: 1-552 (183 amino acids)
Source: RefSeq, a predicted model, not a curated record
AUGAAGAACAGAGUGGAAGACCGCCAGUUUCAGAUGCAAUUGUCUAGAAGAUCAACAGUGAGCUGCUCAAAGAUUGGAGGGUCAAUGUCCGUGAACUUGUUGAAUGCAUUCCUGAAGCUUCCCAUGGCACAAUGGAAAAAACUUUUAACAGAAACGUUGGAUUAUCGCAAGCUGUUUGUGUUCUGUACCAUGAUCUUAAAAGCUGCACUUUCGGCCCCUGUUCCCACUGCAACAACUGUAGUGGUCCCUGACAUAAAUGACAAAGGAAAGGAGCUCACAGCAGCAGAAACACAUUAUAUUGGCUUCAGGGGCUGGAAUGGUUACAUCCACCCAUCCCUCUUCUCCAGACGAGGCUAUGGUUGGAGUAGUAGCGGCCUUGGGAAUUGGGGUUCCUAUGGAGGAGGAUGGGGUUCCAAUAGUGGAAGCGGAGGUUUAGACGGCUAUGGUGGACUCGGAGGCUGGGGAGGUUUUGGUGGCUAUAAUGGUUAUGGAACAUAUGGAGGAUGGCCUGGCUAUAUUAAUUAUGGCAGUUACAAUGGUUGGUUAGGAUGA